UUGCGCCACUUCAACCUCAAAACAAAACACGAGAGGAGGAGAUUCAAAGUGGGACCUGUAACGGUGCGCAUUUUUUCAGUUAUCGCCUCGGUUAACGUCUCACGAAGUCAAAAUGACACUUCACAUGACAUUCCAGGAAAUGUGCACUCGACAAGAGGUUGGUUUUGUGUGUGAUAAUGAGUCCAUGGCGCCCCUGACCAAGCGAGAGUCCUUCAACGACUUGGUUAUCAAGUUGGCCUCCAAGUGUGAGAUGAACCUUGUCUUCCUCACGGGAGCAAGGAACAAAGUGUUACACUUCACCAUCGAUGUCGUGCCCGAGGACCCCGUCCACGGCACGGCGGUGACAGUGACUAAAAGCAAAGGGCGCAGAGGCAGCGAGUACCCUAAAGGAUACGAGGCUGUGGCGGCGGCCUGUCAGCAGGUGGUGGCCAAUAGCUAUCACGGCCUGCAUGCUAUUGCAAAGCUUGACAAAUCAAAUAUGCCAGAUAAUGCAAGCAGAAAUAUGUAUACAUUUGCCCAGUUUGUCAAUUUCCUUGUCCAUGGGAUUGAGGCUUAUUUCAUGUUUGCUAAAGCUAACGAGCAGUUUGUGUUGAAUGCCAUGAAUCUGUGGGAGACGCUAGAGGAUCUCAUGAUGGAUGGAUGCUACAUUGUGAUGGCUUGGCAGUAUGAGGAAGAUCCCAGGAAAGAUUGUGUACCAAGGACACCGUUGUCAUCACUCAUCAACAACAUAAAAGAGCCAGAGCCAUUGCCAGUUGUUGAGCCAGUUCAGCCAGUUGUGUUAAAGGAGACCAAGAGGCAAGUCACCACAACCACCACGACCUCAAAGAGCACCAGGGCUGACGCAGUUGGCUGCAUGAGUGCUCGAACUCUCCUUGGUGAGGGAGGCCUGAUGUGUCAACAUCAACCAUUAAUAAUCACAACUACAAAGGGAGGAAAACGAGGCAGGCGCAGCAUUGCAGCUCGUGUCCAGGAGGCCAGUGAAGCAAGCACUGAUGAAGAAGACACAGAAAUAUCUUUUAAGGUUAAGCCAGAGAUGAAGAAAACACCAGAGAUACAAUAUCAUCCAGACAUCUUGGUUAACAGUGCAGAGUCUGUUGUGCAAAAGACUUCACCCAGAGCAGUACAAAAUCCAUCACCAAAAAGGUCAUUCUCUGAGAGACAAAAUGUGUCUCCUAAAAAGUCAAAAUCAAUGGAGGUUGAAGAACCAGCAGCUCCCAUAAGUAAAGAAGACACCAUGCCAGAGGACUUCACCUUUGGUUUUGACAAACCUCAGGUCAAGACCAGUGGACGGAAGAGCACAGCACGGAAGAGCAUGGUCCCAGAUUGGCCAGAAGAGCAGAAAGAAGACAUCCUGUACUUCUUUGAUAACCUUAACCCAUCACAAACAGAGCAGUCACGUAUUGCUCUAACAUGCAAAUAUGUUUCCAUGAAGUAUUCAAGAGAAUUUUCCUCCAAGACGUUGUAUCAAUGGGUUCAGAAGAAGGGCCGUUCAGUCAGUACAGAAGUCACCAAUUAUGAAUUACCAGAAAGCAAACAUCAGGAGACAACACUGACUUUCUUCCGAUCAUUGGAUUCCAGUCUCUCAGAAGCUAGUCGUAUUGCUUUUACCUGCAAGUUCAUGCAGACGCAGUAUAGUGUAAGUGUCACAUCGAAGAACCUGUAUGACUGGCUUAAUGAUAAGGGGAAAAAGUCAACCAGACGACGAUAAUGAGCUUUAGUGUGAGUGAUUAUGGAUACCUUAUUUCAGUUUUCUUUUUAGUGAAAUUUUUUUGUGUUGCAUUGCUUACAAUGUUUUUAAUUUUUAAUAUGCUGCUUCUUUAACAACUGUUAAUAGCAAUGUUGCUUCUAUUUCUGAUUUUGGAUGUUACUUGAUAUGUAAUUUGAUAUUUUGAGUCCAAGUUUUGAAUUAUUUCAAAGAAACUUCAUUUAACCCCCAUUUUUAAACAUAAUACCAGUUGAUUUUUCUGGGAAACUUUUUAUGUUUACAGAUGCACAUUGUUAUAUUUGUUUACUGUAUUCAUGAUACCUGCUUCAUUUUAUGGCAGUACAAUCACUUACUACACAAAUAUUGUAGGUCAGAUGGGUGUUUUCUGUUUAGAAUGACCAAUAUUAUUUAUAUAGUUAUCUAAGACAGAGGUAACAGUUAUUUAAUAAUGAUUGGAAAGCUCACAUUCAAGCUGUUACUUGGAACUGGAGUAUAUGUGAAAAUAGAAAUAUGAAAUAUGAAGGUAUUGAAGAUUCCAUGCAAGUUUGUAUGUAUAAGUAAAGAAAUACAGAAAAAAUAAUAACGAUUCAUCUUGAGUUUUAUAGAUUUCCAAAUAUUGUUAUCAAUAAACUAUCAACCAAA
This is a messenger RNA of Penaeus vannamei (Pacific white shrimp), 2347 nucleotides long. NCBI's taxonomy places the organism in Eukaryota, Metazoa, Arthropoda, Malacostraca, Decapoda, Penaeidae. The record is from RefSeq and is a predicted model, not a curated record.